This is a messenger RNA of Punctularia strigosozonata HHB-11173 SS5, 1625 nucleotides long. Its product is annotated as STE3-domain-containing protein. The transcript has 7 exons. NCBI's taxonomy places the organism in Eukaryota, Fungi, Basidiomycota, Agaricomycetes, Corticiales, Punctulariaceae. Gene Ontology annotation, molecular function: mating-type alpha-factor pheromone receptor activity. Gene Ontology annotation, biological process: G protein-coupled receptor signaling pathway. Bases 105 to 1394 code for a protein of 429 amino acids. Gene Ontology annotation, cellular component: membrane. The record is from RefSeq and is a predicted model, not a curated record.
CGCCUAUUUCUUUCGCGUCGCUAGACUCAGAGCUCGUGGAGAUCCUUUUCCUCCUCCCGCUGCCCUUCAGCCGCCGUUUCCUAAAUCAGCUCUCCGUGAUAGUUAUGGCGUACCCCAACGAGGUCUUCAGUGCCUUCGCCUUCAUUAGCUUCGUACUGGUGCUCAUACCGUUCCGGUGGCAUCUCGAAGCAUGGAACACCGGCACUUGCAUGUACAUGGCGUGGACCGCCAUCGGCUGCCUGUACCUCUUUAUCAAUUCCAUCGUCUGGAAGGGGAACGCGGAGAUUCACUCUCUCGUUUGGUGUGAUAUAUCCUCGCAUCUGCAAGUUGCGCUCAACACCGCGAUUCCGGCAGCCUCGUUAUGCAUUAACCGCCGGCUGUAUCACAUUGCCUCUGUGAGCUCGGUGACUUCGACUCGUUCUGAUAAACGGCGCGCUAUCGUCAUUGACCUCUUGAUCGGGGUUGGUAUUCCUAUCCUCGGAAUGAUUGUUUAUAUCAUCCCUCAAGGUCACCGCGGCGACAUCCUCGAGGACAUCGGGCCGGUGGCCGAGGUCUACAACACCUGGGUUGCCUACGUGCUUUUCUCCAGUUGGCCCGUCGUGAUCGGUCUCGUUUCUGCCGUUUACUGCAUCAUGACGUUGAGGCUGUUCGCCAAGCGUCGCUCGCAGUUCAAGCAGCUGUUGGCCACGAACAAGAACUUGAACAUGUCGCGGUACUUCCGCCUCAUGGCCCUUGCUGGCGUAGAACUCGUGUGCACCGUUCCCCUCGCCUCCUACAUUAUCUACCUGGAUGUGACGGUUCUUCCGGUCAAUCCCUGGAUCUCGUGGGCCGACACUCACUCGAACUUCAAUCGCUACGACCAGUACCCGUCCGUCAUUUGGCGGGCGGAUCCCCGCAACCAGGCUCUGCACGAGCUCACCCGGUGGUCGGUCGUCAUCUGCGCGUUGGUGUUCUUCGCGUUCUUCGGUUUUGCCGACGAGGCGCAGAAGCAGUACCGCUCCCUCGCGUCCUCUGUCGGCAACCGUCUCGGUGUCUCCGCCACUUUCUCCAAACUCAGCUUCUUGACGUCCAAAUCGUCGGGCACCACGUCCACCACAAACGGCUCGGUCCUUCCCGUGUUCAUCACGCAGGAGCGGUCCGUCUUCAAGAACGACUCGUUCACCGCUUCGAAGAUGUCCACCACCGCGUCGUUCAACGACCGCGAUUGCGACCUCGACUCCCUCGAUGACAUCAAGGGCCAGCCAUUCGGACCCCAAUCGCCCGUCUCGGAGAAGGUCCCCGAGGUUACAGUUGAUCCCACCCCGCGCCGACCGUCGGUGGUCUCCCUCGACGACGAGCAGGCCAGGAUAGCCUUUAGCGGCGGUCAGAUGAUCGGCGGCUUGAGCACCGUCUGAUAGAUGAUACCCCUCGUGAAGAUCGCGUAUCUUUAUUUCUUCACUCGUAACGGCUCUUGACGCAGGCAUAUUAACCUUCGCCUUUCGUACGCCGCUCCCUCUGUAUUGUUAGCACUUGACUCGCGAUCGUCUCUCCUGUCACCACCGUACUACUAAUCGUCCCCUUGUGUCUUUUACUCUCUCCUGGGCAUUGUCUGUAGCAAUGAAUCUACCUGAUAGCAAUAGACUAUC